AUGCGUCUCUACUGGGCUAUCAGUGCGCUAAUCAUCGGCACCACGACGGCUGCUCGAGUAGCUGCAGGAGGCCGAUUGUCUCGCCGUUCGACUUUUAGCUGUACUAGUUUAGGGUGUGUUCAGGGGUUUAUGUGUGAUGCUCGCGCUAAUAUAUGUCGGUGUAUUCUCGAAAACGGCUGCAAAAGCACUAGUACCGGUCUCCUUGAGGAGAUAGAAGACGUUAUAGAAGCACCAGGAGAGAUAGUAGUUGAUGCCGCCGAGACGUUUGACUUGUGGAACGGCGAAACCUGUAAAGGGCUAUCGGAAGUGUUACUGCCGGUAGUACACGGAGCGAUAAAAAAUGUAGCAAGGCGACGGAUGAAACCGGAUUCAAAUCUGCGAUCGAGGCUAUUAAAGCCGGCGAAGAAGCAGCCAAAGCCGCAGAAGCAGCAAUCAAACAAAACGGCAGAGGAAGCGUCCCAACGGGUGGUCAAAUUUGCCGGAACAAGAAGCAGGGCCGAAGAAGCUGCCAAAGCUCUCGAGAAAGCAAGCCUAGACGCAGAUUAA
Aspergillus tanneri is the source of this 546-nucleotide messenger RNA. RefSeq lists its product as uncharacterized. The record is from RefSeq and is a predicted model, not a curated record. The transcript is spliced from 3 exons. NCBI's taxonomy places the organism in Eukaryota, Fungi, Ascomycota, Eurotiomycetes, Eurotiales, Aspergillaceae. Bases 1 to 546 code for a protein of 181 amino acids.